Messenger RNA from Dermacentor andersoni, 5011 nucleotides. The record is from RefSeq and is a predicted model, not a curated record. NCBI's taxonomy places the organism in Eukaryota, Metazoa, Arthropoda, Arachnida, Ixodida, Ixodidae.
AAUCCCAUUAUGACCAAGUCGCAUCUGACACAAAAGUACAUUCAUUAUAUCCAAUAUCCAAUAUAAGAAUAUAUUUAUUACGUGCCUAUAUUGGUGAGAAAAUUUUCAUAUUUACUGUUAUAUCUGAUAAUUUGCUGUGUGGUAACAAAUAUUAAUACGUAUUGAAAUAUCAGUAACGGAUAAUUCAAAUAGUUUCACAAACAGCAUUUUUUAAAUGCUGUUUGUGAUUUUGUAGUUACACUGUUCUUUAAUGCCUUUGAGCCCUAUGAAUAUGAAAAUAUCAAUGUGGUACUGACGUUCGACUGUACAAUAAUGCCAAGAAACAUAGGAGCACUGGUGGCAACAUACAAUAUGCUGAUAAUGUUCUUGUGCUGCUCUAAUCUUCGGCCAAAAGAAAAUUUUAAGUAUGCUUGCGAUGCCAAUGUUGCUGCUGAAAUAAGGUAUCUUGGUCAUUACAAUAACUGUUCAUCAUGCUUCCGUUGAAUGCAGUGUCACUAAAUGCUACUGUUAAUGCCGCUGCUUACAUAUAUACUUUUUGGUAUUGUACAAGCCUAUGCUAAUAGUAAUAUGCCUAUUCCAUUAAAGCUCUCGAUUGAGACUGAGUGUAGUUUUGAUUGCACCUCUCCAUGAAGGUAAGCAGUAAACUUAUCCAGAACCACCACGCGGAAUAUAUUUCUAGUGUCUCAGUUUAAUAUUUCUGGUACCUGUGCCGAGCGUGAAAGAAGCCUGCGAAUACAUGUAAAAUAUCUGUGCGACUGGUCGCUCGAGGCACUUUGCGUGUGUUUGCGAGCUUCCUUCAUGCUCUGAAAAACACUUCUUUGUAGCACGUAUUGAGCAACAGAAAGCUGUAUCAGGAGUUUCUCAUGUUACUCUACAAUUUUCUCAUUGACACCUUUCAUCUAAUAAUAUUUGAGAAGUUGACUAAUUAAGACCAAGUAUGUAAUUAAGCAGAAUGCAAAAAAAAAAUCUUAUCUCCAAGAGACUGUGAACAACAUUACCUUGGUUCUGUCCAGCUACGAAACAUCUGCAUAUUUUUAGACCUUGGCUCAAGUUAAGUGAAACACCUUGUACAUUCCUGCUGUGUCUACUCGGGUGUUUAUUUCUCUUCAGAAAUUAAAAUUUUAAUUUCAUUUAAUAAUUUUAUUUUUAAAUAAUGUUUAUUUCUACUUCCUGAUUCUUGACCAAUCUUGCAUAGUAUAGGUACAGUGCUCACGGAAUGAAAUGCGACGGCGAGCAUUUAGUAGAGUAGAACCCUACAUAUGUGCAGUGUACUUGGGAGUACCAUGUCGCUAGGAGCCUGGUCACCAGAGGUUACGCGGACUCUGAUCUAAGUGUACGCGGCAAAAUUACGUUGACGUGACACCAACCGCAGUCGGUGGAAACUAAAGUGUGUGCAUUAGUUAGCCCUAAACUGAUGCACUUCAUUCCAUGAGCACUGUACGUGUAAUAACCAUGGCCUGACAAUUCUUCAAAAAGGAGCAGUGGUGUAGGUCAUGUGUAUCUUGCUCAGACAAAGCCCUGCAUUUGGUAGAUGCAAAGAAAUUGCAUUCCCGAAAUUUUUGUAACACAUGACAGAAUCUGCUACAAGCUUGGACAGAAACAUUUCAUGUAUUUUUCUAUAUUUUGUUUAUAUUAUUGCUUACCUCGUAUACUUGCUGCAUUUUUGUCCAAACAUAGUAGCUCGUCAUGUGUAACUUUUGUUUUCCAUAGCUUGCAACCCAGAAUAAAUAUGUUGACUAGCUCUAGUCAACAUAUGCCUAUUCUGGGUUAAUUCUCUCUCUUUGCAUGUUUGCUAUUGAUUUUUGCACACAAUGUAUACGAAGCAGAUGGCCUUGUGACAACAGAAUGCAAUGGUGUUGUUGAUGAAGUUUAUAUUUAUGGCAACAAAUCUGCAUGCAGGUUUGUAUACACAACACACAAACAUAGGAUAUUGAUACACUGACAACACAGAAGUGCGAUUUUGUAAUGCUCACAGAAUACAGCCCGCGAAGCAUAUUUAUCUUGACAGUAACCCACAAUAGUCGCAUGUAACGUGUAAAUCGGGUGAAAGAAUAUAAAGAUAUCAGCCACGGCAAAUAAACAGCGCUUUAAUUUACAUGAAAUGGCAGUCGCAUGUCGCAGAAUAGCCUUUUCGGCGCAAGCCUGCUUGAUUUGUUUUCAAGGUCAAGCGAACAACAUAGAAAUGGACUCAACAAACAAACAUGGGAAGAUUUAUAUUGCGCCGUGCACCUUGCCGAGUAAACAACGCACCGCGACGUUGCUCUCGAAUAGCAAGUGGCGCAGUCCCGCCCGCAUAGCGCCCCAGAGCUGCUGCGCGUCGCUGAUCCGCCGCGCUCAUCGGUUGCGGGAUCGCGCCGCCGCACGGCUGCACCAGCUGCCUGUGCAGCGCGUCCAGCAACACUGGCUGCGUUGCCGCCUUGGCAAGCGUCGGCAGCGCGUCAGGUCGCUUGCCCUGGCUUAGCUUGGGUGCCGUUGCCCCACUGAACGUUCACCUGCCGCUCGAGGACAGCCUGUUUGUGAUCGCGCGUCCGAUCUGCCACACGCAAGGUCGGGCCGCAUGCGCGGGGCCUGAAGCCCGCCGGAGACCAUGGCCUACCAAGAACCGACGACGCGGAACCUCAAUGGCGGUGCGUCCAACGGUGUGUCGAGUAGCCUGCUCCCGCAGCCGUCGUCCUACCUGUCGGGCGGCUACGGCGGCGGGGGAACGCUGUCAGUGAACCGCACUCCCGUCGAUGGUCAGCCGCCGCCGCUCAGCAACGGGCCGUCGUCCGCGGCGCCCGUGGCAGGAGAUUCGCGCUUCCCAGCCACCCAUCCGCUGAGCGGCUCUAAGCACCUCUGCUCCAUCUGCGGCGAUCGAGCGUCUGGCAAACACUACGGCGUCUACAGCUGUGAAGGCUGCAAGGGCUUCUUCAAACGCACCGUGCGCAAGGACCUUACGUACGCUUGUCGAGAGGAACGGCGCUGCGUGGUCGACAAGCGGCAGCGGAACCGCUGCCAGUACUGCCGCUACCAGAAAUGCCUUGCGUGCGGCAUGAAGCGCGAGGCCGUCCAGGAGGAGCGCCAGCGGGCCAAGGACCGCAACGACAACGAGGUAGAGAGCACAAGCGGCGGCGUUUGCGUUGGCGUCGGAGGACCCGGCUCUCCGGAUAUGCCGCUGGACCGUAUCCUCGAAGCUGAGAUGCGCGUCGAGCAGCCGGCGCCGUCCGUGCUGGCCGCGGACGCGGCCGCGUCGGGCCGCGAUCCCGUCAACAGCAUGUGUCAGGCCGCCGACCGGCAGCUUCACGAGCUCGUGCAGUGGGCCCGGCGGAUUCCGCACUUCGAAGAACUACCCAUCGAGGAUCGCACGGCUCUGCUAAAAGCCGGCUGGAACGAGCUGCUUAUCGCCGCCUUCUCUCACCGCUCAGUGGGCGCGCGAGACGGCAUCGUUCUUGCCACGGGCCUGGUGGUGCAGCGGCACAGUGCGCACAGCGCAGGCGUCGGCGACAUCUUCGACCGCGUGCUGGCCGAGCUGGUGGCCAAGAUGCGCGAUAUGAAGAUGGACAAGACUGAACUCGGCUGCCUGCGCGCCGUUGUGCUCUUCAAUCCAGACGCCAAGGGACUCCGCAACAUCGCCAGAGUCGAGGCGCUCCGCGAGAAGGUGUACGCUGCCCUCGAGGAACACUGCCGGCGCCACCAUCCGGACCAGCCGGGCCGCUUUGGUAAGCUGCUCCUGCGGCUGCCCGCGCUGCGCAGCAUCGGCCUCAAGUGCCUCGAGCACCUCUUUUUCUUCAAGCUCAUCGGAGACACUCCCAUCGACAGCUUUCUGCUCAACAUGCUCGAGGCACCGGCCGAUCCCUAGCCGUCGAUCUUGAAAGGGUUGUUGCCGUCACAUGGUUCGCGACUGCAACAUCGCCAUCAAUAGAAUACAUAGGGUCUGUUCAAUUCGCCUGCACCACUGUGAACCAGUUCACAGAGGUUCACGAGAAGUUCAGAAACUGCAGCUCGAUUCCGGAGGUGCAGGCGCAGCGAAACACUCAAAACGAAUGUAAAGGUGCAGACGCGGUGUAGGCAUUAUGCUAUGUCAGACUAAUGUGCAUGGAGUGCGUAAGUUUGAGAGGUCCUGAACUGCAGGUGUGAUCGGUUUUUGGGGCGUAAAUACCCACCACAGUUGCGACACAUCACAUGCGUGUAAGCGGGGUUUUAACGGUGUUCGCUCCCGUGUGCUGCGUCGUCUGCUGCGCCGCUGCUUUGCACCUGUACGCCUGCACCAAGUCAGCACCGACAGUGGAGCGGGUGCAGCAAAAUGAUGAACCAGCCUUGCACCUUUCCUGCACCUUUUGAAACGAACGACUUGGUUCUGCGGGCACCAUUGCUGCACCGCUGAAAUGAAUGGCAGGGUGCAGCACCUCGCGAACUGGUUCAAGUGGUGCAGGCAAAUCGAACGUACCCGUAAUGUCUGCAGUGCCACGGCUGUUGCAGUUGUCAUGCUUGCAGACUCGAGUCACUGGGAAAUGUUUUGUGUGAUGCUUUCGACCUCAGUGCACCAGGAUACAUUUGUUGCUCCGCGCACAGCAUUGUGCUGGUAAAUAGAUGCCGUGUGAUUUUGAAUGCCGUUCUGGGAGGCGAGUGGACAACAAUCAUUGUGUAUCCAUGCUUUAGCUCGUACUGUAGUUUGUUCAAGGUUUCUUUUAAAUACGUGAGGCACAUCUGAGUGGAAGCUUGCAUGGCGAAGCGCCUCUUUUGCUGUUUUCUGAGCUAAGUGACGUGGCAGUUACUGUACUAUAAGCUUAUGACAGCAGCACCUUGGAAACGUUUCCCGGUACCUCUGCCACAUACCUUUCACCACCCUCACUGAGGAGGAAGGAUUUUUUGCCAUCUUGCCAAGAACUGUGUUCCGGAUACUUUGCCAUUAUUGUUUGUUCCAUGUUGGUGGUUACUGUUUGAACAUAUUUAAUGUGCUGGUUCAUUACGGAGCACUUGUAUGUUUCAUGAUAAUGUGUGAGAGUAGGAUAUUGAAUGUUGCUAAGAUUUG